AGCCCCACUUUUGCGGGAAACGGAGGCUGCGAAAAAGCCGGUGAGAAGCGACAGACGAAGCGCGUGGCUUUGUUGUUCUCAUCGUUGUCUAUUUUAAGAAUAGCUUAAAAAAAAAUCACCCGAAUAGCUGGGGGAUAUAAACCCGUGUACGAGUUUGUUUUGUACACAAACGAGAAAGAAAGUAAAUAAUAAAGGAUGUCUGAGACGGAGGGAAGCGUCAACAAACAGCGGGAAGAAGAAGAAGAAGAAGGUGAAGUUGAGCAGCCCGGAACAACACAGGAUGGUGCUUCAGGUUCUGAAGAAGCAGCGCACGACAGCGCCGAGCAGUCGUCUUCUCCUCCGGCUGAACAGGUGAAGGUGGAGCAGCCAGCGUGUUAUGAAGAGAAAGUGAAAACAGACCGGACCAACAGAUUUGAGUACCUGCUGAAGCAGACGGAGGUGUUUGCUCACUUUAUUCAGCCUGCUGCUCAGAAGACCCCUACCUCUCCGCUGAAGAUGAAGCCUGGCCGUCCUCGCAUCAAAAAGGACGAGAAACAGAACCUGCUGUCUGCCGGGGAUAACCGUCACCGCCGCACCGAGCAGGAGGAGGACGAGGAGCUGCUCAGCGAGAGCAAUAAAGCUGCCAACGUGUGCACACGAUUCGACGACUCUCCAUCCUAUGUGAAAUCAGGAAAACUCCGAGAUUAUCAGGUCCGUGGACUGAACUGGCUGAUUUCGCUGUACGAGAACGGAAUCAACGGCAUCCUGGCUGAUGAAAUGGGUCUGGGAAAGACUUUACAGACUAUUUCUCUCUUGGGCUACAUGAAACACUACAGGAACAUCCCCGGGCCUCACAUGGUUCUGGUUCCCAAGUCCACGCUGUAUAACUGGAUGAACGAGUUUAAGCGCUGGGUUCCGUCACUCCGAGCUGUCUGCCUCAUAGGAGAUAGGGAAGAGAGGACGGCUUUCAUCCGCGACACGCUGUUGCCGGGAGAAUGGGACGUGUGCGUGACUUCCUAUGAAAUGCUCAUCAUUGAGAGAGCCGUCUUUAAGAAGUUUAACUGGAGAUACCUGGUGAUCGACGAGGCCCAUCGCAUCAAGAACGAAAAAUCAAAGUUGUCAGAAAUUGUGCGCGAGUUCAAAACCACCAACCGGUUGCUGCUCACAGGAACCCCGCUUCAGAACAACCUUCACGAGCUGUGGGCUCUGCUUAACUUCCUCCUUCCUGACGUCUUCAACUCCUCCGAGGACUUUGAUGCCUGGUUUGACACAAACAACUGUCUCGGAGACACAGAACUAGUUGAGCGUUUACACACCGUAUUAAGGCCUUUUCUGCUGAGACGUAUCAAGGCUGAUGUGGAGAAAUCUCUGCUUCCUAAAAAAGAAGUUAAGAUGUACGUCGGACUCAGCAAGAUGCAGAGAGAAUGGUACACUAAAAUCCUGAUGAAGGACAUUGAUAUCCUGAACUCGGCAGGGAAGAUGGAUAAGAUGCGUCUACUUAACGUACUGAUGCAGCUCAGGAAGUGCUGUAAUCACCCGUACUUGUUCGACGGCGCUGAGCCCGGCCCACCGUACACCACCGACCUUCAUCUUGUAGUCAACAGCGGCAAGAUGGCCGUCCUUGAUAAACUGCUGCCCAAGCUGAAGGAACAAGGCUCUCGUGUGCUGAUCUUCAGCCAGAUGACCAGGAUGCUGGACAUUCUGGAAGACUACUGUAUGUGGCGUAACUACGGUUACUGCCGCCUGGACGGACAAACACCUCAUGAGGAGAGACAGAUCUCCAUCAAUGUUUUUAAUGAGCCCAACAGCCCCAAGUUUCUCUUUAUGCUGAGCACUAGGGCUGGUGGGCUGGGGAUUAACCUGGCUACAGCUGACGUGGUCAUUAUUUAUGACUCUGACUGGAAUCCUCAAGUGGACCUGCAGGCCAUGGACCGUGCUCACAGAAUCGGUCAGAAGAAGCAAGUACGCGUGUUCCGCUUCAUCACAGAGAACACCGUCGAGGAGAGGAUCGUAGAACGCGCCGAAAUGAAACUACGCUUAGACUCCAUUGUUAUCCAACAAGGUAGAUUAGUCGAUCCUAGCAUGAACAAGCUGGGCAAAGACGAGAUGUUGUCCAUCAUUCGGCACGGCGCUACUCACGUCUUUGCUUCUAAGGAGAGUGAAAUUACUGACGAAGAUAUCGACGUCAUCCUUGAGAGAGGCGAAAAGAAGACCAUGGAGAUGAAGGAGAAGAUGUCCACACUUGGUGAAGGCAAUCUGAGGAACUUCACCAUGGACACAGAAAACAGCGUGUACAACUUCGAAGGUGAAGAUUACAGAGAGAAGAAAAAGGUCAUCAAUAACUGGAUAGAACCACCGAAAAGAGAACGCAAAGCGAACUACGCCGUUGAUGCCUACUUCAGGGAGGCCUUGCGUGUUAGUGAGCCCAAAGCACCAAAGGCUCCUCGGCCUCCAAAACAGCCCAACGUUCAAGACUUCCAGUUCUUCCCUCCUCGGCUUUUUGAGCUGCUCGAGAAGGAGAUCUUGUACUACAGGAAAACUAUUGGCUAUAAGGUGCCGAGGAAUCCUGAACUCCCCAAUGCUGCUCAGGUGCAGAAGGAAGAGCAGGCGAAGAUCGACGAAGCAGAGCCUCUAAAUGAAGAAGAGCUGGAGGAAAAGGAGAACCUCUUGUCGCAGGGCUUCACCAUCUGGAACAAGCGGGAUUUCAAUCAGUUCAUAAAGGCUAACGAGAAAUGGGGAAGAGACGAUAUUGAGAACAUCGCCCGUGAAGUGGAAGGCAAAACACCCGAAGAAGUCAUGGAAUAUUCCGCUGUGUUUUGGGAGCGCUGCAAUGAGCUGCAGGAUAUUGAGAAGAUCAUGGCUCAGAUUGAGAGAGGUGAAGCCAGGAUUCAGAGGAGGAUCAGUAUCAAGAAAGCACUGGACUCAAAGAUUGGACGUUACAAGGCACCAUUCCACCAGCUGAGGAUUUCUUACGGGACCAACAAGGGGAAGAACUACACCGAAGAGGAGGACCGAUUCCUCAUCUGCAUGUUGCAUAAGCUGGGCUUCGACAAGGAGAGCGUUUACGACGAGCUCCGCCAGUGUAUUCGCAACUCGCCUCAGUUCCGCUUCGACUGGUUCCUCAAGUCUCGCACAGCUAUGGAGUUACAGCGGAGAUGUAAUACACUGAUCACUCUAAUCGAGCGUGAGAACAUGGAGCUGGAAGAGAGGGAGAAGGCGGAGAAGAAGAAACGUGGACCUCGUAAUUCUUCAGCACAGAAACGUAAGCAGGACGGAGCACCGGAAGGUCGCGGUCGUAAGAAGAAGCUGAAGUUGUAAAACACACCUGAUGAACCCCCACUGACGGACGAGGCGCUUCAGUAGAGCAUUUGUGUUACGGGUCCCACAUACGUACUGUAUCAUCUUGCCUCACAGUAGCUUGUCCUUUUUAAAAAGACGUAGUGUUGUAAAAUAGAUCUAUCUUUUUAGUUGCGUAAUGAACUAUGGCUGUGCGCUUUUUUUUUUUUCUUUUUUUUUUUAUCUCUUUUGUAUCUGUAAUUUGUGAGCUGUUAAAAAUUAAACGUAUUUAUGUUUGUUUGGUUACAUACUACAUUCCAUUUGCUUGUCAGAAUUUUUUAUUUUUUUUCCCCCUCAAAUAAAGUUAUCAGUAUUGUAUACAUGACUAUCUGCCCUGGAAAACCCUUUGAAAAAAGUCUGUCAAAUAAAUUCCUUUUGGUUUUGUAAA
This is a messenger RNA of Tachysurus vachellii, 3703 nucleotides long. RefSeq names its product SWI/SNF related, matrix associated, actin dependent regulator of chromatin, subfamily a, member 5 (gene smarca5). Gene Ontology annotation, biological process: nucleosome organization; regulation of transcription by RNA polymerase II. Gene Ontology annotation, cellular component: chromatin; nucleus. The coding region runs from base 196 to 3297 and encodes 1033 amino acids. The record is from RefSeq and is a predicted model, not a curated record. The transcript is spliced from 24 exons. Gene Ontology annotation, molecular function: histone binding; nucleosome binding; ATP-dependent chromatin remodeler activity. Lineage: Eukaryota; Metazoa; Chordata; Actinopteri; Siluriformes; Bagridae.